AUCUAAUAUUCUAGCGCUAAAAUGGCAGUGACGCUUCACACAGAUCUUGGGGAUAUAAAAAUCGAGCUGUUCUGUGAGCGUGCCCCGAAAUCAUGUGAGAACUUCCUAGCGCUGUCUGCUGGUGGUUUCUACAACAGCUGCAUAUUCCACAGGAACAUCAAAGGCUUCAUGGUUCAGACUGGAGACCCCACAGGCACUGGAAAAGGGGGGACAAGUAUAUGGGGGAGGAAGUUCGAAGAUGAGUUUAGUGAACACCUAAAACAUAAUGUGCGAGGUGUGGUUUCCAUGGCAAACAAUGGUCCCAACACCAACGCCUCCCAGUUCUUUUUCACCUACGCCAAGCAGCCCCAUCUGGACAUGAAGUACACAGUGUUUGGAAAGAUAAUAGAUGGCUUUGAAACACUGGAUGAACUGGAGAAGCUCCCAGUCAAUGAGAAGUCUUUUCGACCACUGACUGAGUGCCAUAUAAAGGAUGUGACGAUACAUGCAAACCCAUUUGCAGGAUAGACUAGCUUAAACACCGUCGUAUGCACAAUAUGAUCCAAACACAUUGUUUGUACCCAAAACAAUAUUUUGGUUUUAUAUAUUUUUGACCUUUUUGUGUUCUUUUAUUUCAUUUUUUUACAGUUAUUGAUCAUUCGUUAUGUUUUGUAAUAAAGAGUUUUUAAAAUGU
Messenger RNA from Esox lucius (northern pike), 673 nucleotides. It is a transcript of the gene ppil3, whose product is annotated as peptidylprolyl isomerase (cyclophilin)-like 3. Gene Ontology annotation, cellular component: catalytic step 2 spliceosome. Gene Ontology annotation, molecular function: peptidyl-prolyl cis-trans isomerase activity. Gene Ontology annotation, biological process: protein folding; protein peptidyl-prolyl isomerization. Lineage: Eukaryota; Metazoa; Chordata; Actinopteri; Esociformes; Esocidae. The record is from RefSeq and is marked provisional.